Messenger RNA from Bactrocera dorsalis (oriental fruit fly), 766 nucleotides. RefSeq names its product calmodulin-like protein 4. Bases 197 to 646 code for a protein of 149 amino acids. NCBI's taxonomy places the organism in Eukaryota, Metazoa, Arthropoda, Insecta, Diptera, Tephritidae. The transcript has 4 exons. Gene Ontology annotation, molecular function: myosin heavy chain binding; calcium ion binding. Gene Ontology annotation, cellular component: cytoplasm; myosin II complex. The record is from RefSeq and is a predicted model, not a curated record.
GAAUGGAGAACUCUCCAAUGUGAAACUUUUUUGUCACAGUUUUUACUUGAGUAUUUUGUUUUGUUUCACAUAUUUUCAUUUUAUAUUUUCAUAAACCUAUCAAAUAACUAUAACUGUAUAGAUUCUGAAAUUUCCUGCUCAAGAUUUUCAAGUGUUUUUAGAAAAUUUCAGUAAUUAAUAUUUAAAUAAUACUUAAAUGGCUCGUUAUUUCAAGGAACAGGAUAUUGAUGAAUUCCGUGAAUGUUUUUAUCUAUUUGCCCGAUCGGGACAGAUAACUUCCCUCGAUGAAUUGACAGUAAUUAUGCGAUCUCUUGGUUUAUCUCCAACCAUCCAAGAACUGAUUGCUUAUUUAAAAAAGAAAGGAGGAAAAAUGAGCUUUGCAGACUUUUUAGAAAUUAUGCAUCAACAUUCCAAAGUCGAAAAAAUCCCUGACGAAGUCAUUGCUGCAUUCAAAGCGGCCGAUCCGCAAAAUACGGGAACUAUAUCUGCAAGGCAACUAAGAAAUCUAUUGCAAAACUGGGGAGAGGGUUUGUCAGUCCGUGAGGUUGAUAACAUUUUCCGUGAAGCAAAUGUGAACAACAAUAGUAUGGUCCGAUAUGCCGAUUUUAUAAAAAUCGCUUGCGCUCCAGUUCCAGACUACUAUUAAAAAAUCCAUGUUAUUUUAACUUGAUUAAAAGUAACUGCUUACGAAAUAUAUGCAUUCCUUAACUUCAAAUAUCAUUCAAGAUUAAAACAAAUAAAGCUCAAUUUUAUAUACAAUAGAAAA